AUGCUCACGAGGUCUGCUUCGAGGAAGAAGAAGUUCGACGAGAGCGGACAGGAGGAGUCACUACCAGUCAAUGGUGUCGAUAGCAGGCCGCGGAAGCGGGCUCGACGUAAGGACCAAUCUCAGCUAGUUCAGGGAGGUUGGGAUGUGCUGCCACACAACUUGGGAAGAAUAGAUGUGCCUGUGAGUGAGGGCGGGGAUACUACGGGAUUGGUCGAAAACGAAAGCGCCCAGAAGACCGCCGUCAUCGACGCACUUACACUGCCUUCUACACCCGACGAUGCGAACCGGCCCAAAGUUUCGGGCCAAACACCCAAGGCUGCCGCCUGUCAACAAUCCACUCUUCCAGCGCAGCUUGCAAACGUCGACGAGAUAUCCGGCCUGCUAACACCUCCUGAACUACCAGACGGAGGAGAUCCAGUGGCCCCGGCCCCCAAGCGCAUCCGGAGGAAAACCAAGGAUAACCCUCAUGGCUUGAUGUUCGGAAGGACCCCUUUUCCGAACUGGCAAGGCCCGAGCCCAGAGACAUGCGAAGAAGUCCACAGACUGUUGACAGAGGUUCAUGGAGAGGUCAGUGCGCCCCCGACGAUUCCUCUUCCAUCGACGACAGUCGCAGGUUGUGGAGAGGUACCGUCCGUCCUUGAUGCUCUUUUGAGAACAGUUAUGAGCGCCGCAACGACCAUGAGAGCUGCAAACGAAGUUUUUGACGCCUUGGUCAAGAAAUAUGGCAUCCUCAAGACCGGGGUUGGAGAGGGUAGCGUCGAUUGGAAUAAAGUCAGGCUCUCUUCCGAGGAGGAGCUGGCCUUGACUAUUAAGCGAGGUGGGCUUGCAAACGUUAAGGCGGCGGACAUGAAGAAAAUCCUUGACAUGGUCUGGGAGAAACAUGGGAAGCUAUCGCUAGACCAUUUGCAUGGCACCGAUGCCUGGGAUGCAACCACCUGUGUCCUCGAACAUCUCCUCGAGAGAAACAAGCCGAAGCGGAAGGUCAAGGCGGCUCAAAAAGAAAUCGAUCAUGCCCAAGAAAGGCAAGAAAGGGACCAGCCUGACCACUCGGAGACCGGGAGACCGCCGGUGGGACUGAAGACGAGAAGACUUCUUCGUCUCAAAGUCUAG
This is a messenger RNA of Scedosporium apiospermum, 1110 nucleotides long. RefSeq lists its product as uncharacterized. Bases 1 to 1110 code for a protein of 369 amino acids. Gene Ontology annotation, molecular function: catalytic activity. Lineage: Eukaryota; Fungi; Ascomycota; Sordariomycetes; Microascales; Microascaceae. Gene Ontology annotation, biological process: DNA repair. The transcript has 3 exons. The record is from RefSeq and is a predicted model, not a curated record.